AUGGCGGCCGCCGUGUCGAAUGCUGGGGCGCUCGGGGCUUUGGGCCUUGGGGCCGCCACGCCAGCAAAAGCACGCCACGCCAUCGAGUUGACGCAAUCCCUCACAGACAAACCCUUCAACGUCAACGUGUUUUGCCACACCCCGGCCCGGAGAAACACAGACCGUGAAGGCCACUGGCUCCAGCGGACCAAACCCCUCUUUGCUGAAUUUGGAGCUCAACCACCUGCUCGGCUUCGAGAAAUCUACCCCUCCUUUACUCAUGACGAGGAUGCUUGCCUCGAGGUUUUGUUGCACACCCGACCCCGCGUCGUGAGCUUUCACUUUGGCCUCCCGCGGCCCGACCAAGCACAGGCCCUGCGUCGUGCGGGUUGUUUGCUUGUCGCCACCGCAACUUGCUUGAAAGAGGCGCACGCAAUUGUCGAUCUUGGGCUCGACGCCAUCGUCGCCCAAGGCUGGGAGGCCGGUGGCCACCGCGGCGUCUUUGAUCCCGAUGCGCCAGAUGAUCAACUCUCAACCAAAGACCUUACCCUCCAACUGGCCCAAGCCCAUCCAGGCACGCCGCUCAUUGCCGCGGGUGGACUCAUGACCGGCGCCGAUCUCCACCGCGCUCGCGCCUGGGGUGCCGGCGCCGCUCAGCUGGGGACUGCCUUUGUCCCCUGUCCCGAAAGCGACGCCAGUCCUGCCCACAAGGCUCGCCUCGGACCCGACGCCCACACCGUCAUGACCCGCGCCAUCUCGGGCCGCCCUGCCCGUGCCCUGUACAACCGCUUCACCGCAUGGGAAGCUAACCAAGCCAUAACCCCCUCUGACAUACCCGCUUACCCCUGCGCCUAUGACCUCGGCAAAGCCCUCGACACCAUCGCCCAAGCCCACCGUGAACUCGGCUACGGUGCCCAUUGGGCCGGCACCGCCAGCCAUCACGCCCGUGCACUCCCCGCCCACGACCUCGUUGCCCUCCUCACCGCCGAAUGGCGCGCCGCAUCUUCUCCUACGGCUUAA
Monosiga brevicollis MX1 is the source of this 999-nucleotide messenger RNA. RefSeq lists its product as uncharacterized. Bases 1 to 999 code for a protein of 332 amino acids. Gene Ontology annotation, molecular function: nitronate monooxygenase activity. Lineage: Eukaryota; Choanoflagellata; Craspedida; Salpingoecidae. The transcript has a single exon. The record is from RefSeq and is a predicted model, not a curated record.